CAGGAAAACAACUGUUUACAGAAAGGAGGGGAAUUUGCCAAUGGGCAAUACCUCACUUUCCCUCCGAUUCACCAUUUUGCUUUCUCUUUCUUUCGCAGCUUCUUCCUCGUCUCCCUUCUUCUUCUCCAAAUCCCCAUCCUUAUCGCCUUCGAUUCCCAAAGCUACGCCGUCCGAUUUGCUCUCUCUCCUCGGCCCGCCAUCGCAGUCUUCCUCGGUCAACCCUUCGGUCGCCGAUGAACUCAAAUCCUGCUUCAAAUUCCUCGUACCCUUCACUCCCAUCGAUACCCGAAAAACCGCAGAUUCCAAAUCGCUUUCUUAUAGACGGUUCUUACUUAAGAGUCCAAGAGAUGAGGAAAACGAGCUCGUUUGGUGGCCUCCCGAACCGGUUCUCGAACUGGCCAGGCUCGCUGUUGACUCUGGUGGUGAUCCCGGUUCAAUCCAUCGCGCCCUUGAUCCAACUGUCUUGCCUGUGCCUGAUGUCGAAGGAUCAAAGGAAAAUAAAUGUGGGCUAACCAGAACGCCCUAUGGUCGACGCUUCAUAAGUCAGGAGUUGAAUUCAUAUCUUGAAUACUUGUUCAAACUUAUUGUUGAGAGGGGUCCUUCUGUUGGAUUGAAAGUUUCAUUAACUCGAUAUGAUUUGUUUCAUGGUCACCUUUUUAUUGCCACAGAGACCGGAAGGCUUGGCAUAUUAUUUCAUGCUAAAGAAUACCCAGCAUAUGAUAAAGACGUGUUUCCAAUCAACAUGGGAUAUUGCCAGAAGGGGUCCAACGUGACUUAUGAUGAUGCAAUGAACUUGAGAAAUAUUCUCUGGCUUGCUCCAUUGCCAAGCAAUUCAACAAAAGGUUGGAUGGCUCCAGGAGUCCUGCUCGUCCUGGAUGCGCGUCCCGGAGGAAUCAUAUAUAAGGAUCUCAUACCUGAGUAUGUGAAUUAUGUGAGGACAAUAUACGAAGAUGAUCUGGGCAGUGUUGUCGUUGAUGUAAACUAUCUGAACAUUGGAGAUCCACAGCCUGAUUAUCAGAUUUUCAUUUGCUGAUUCUUCUUUGGGUAAAUGCUCUCCUUUUAUCACUUGAACGAUCCUAAUCCACUCAAGUGCCUUCCAAUCUUCAUCAUUGGAAACAUACUCAAUGCUUCAUCCUGUCUAGGUGGUUUUGUCAGUAGCAGAUUAUCAAUUCUUUUACAUGAUCCUCAGAAUGGAGGUUGAGCCAAAGAUGAGCAUGAAAUCCGACCAUUGUUUCAAUAAUUGGUGCAGAAAACCAGGGUGGAGGAUUGGACUUUUGGAAGCUUGGAUGCUCAAAAUGCCAAGCCAGUGUUUCUGACUGUUUAAUGUCCAAAAAGCCUCACUUUUUAGUUAAAACGUCAAAUGUCUAAUUGAUUUUGAUUUGUAGAAAGAAACUUUAGAAACCAUGAAUGCAACAUACUUGCCCAAGUUCUGUUUU
Molecule: messenger RNA, 1436 nt
Organism: Theobroma umbraticum
Lineage: Eukaryota; Viridiplantae; Streptophyta; Magnoliopsida; Malvales; Malvaceae
Product: T-box protein
Source: RefSeq, a predicted model, not a curated record